Molecule: messenger RNA, 2472 nt
Organism: Poecilia reticulata (guppy)
Lineage: Eukaryota; Metazoa; Chordata; Actinopteri; Cyprinodontiformes; Poeciliidae
Gene: rab2a
Product: RAB2A, member RAS oncogene family
Molecular function (GO): GTPase activity; GTP binding
Source: RefSeq, a predicted model, not a curated record
AUAUCAUUUUGUAGCGUGGCGAGGGCGGACCGUGUGACGUUGAGCCGAGGCUCUGGCUGUUUAUUGUUCCUUCCUGAGCACCGAUACAGAAAAAAAAAACAGGCUAACAAGCUAUCAGCCUCUCUUUUCACACGGCUCUCGCUCGGUUUUACGAAGGUGUAACGGUUCAGACAACUGACUGCCACAACCAGGGGCCAUGGCGUAUGCGUAUCUCUUCAAAUACAUCAUCAUCGGGGACACGGGUGUGGGAAAGUCAUGUCUAUUACUACAGUUCACAGACAAGCGGUUUCAGCCAGUUCACGACCUCACCAUUGGUGUGGAGUUCGGCGCAAGGAUGAUCACUAUAGAUGGCAAACAGAUCAAAUUGCAAAUCUGGGAUACGGCUGGCCAGGAGUCGUUCCGGUCCAUCACCAGGUCUUACUACAGAGGAGCAGCCGGAGCACUGCUAGUCUAUGACAUCACAAGAAGGGACACCUUCAACCACUUGACGACCUGGUUAGAGGACGCCCGCCAACAUUCCAACUCCAAUAUGGUCAUCAUGCUCAUUGGCAACAAGAGCGAUCUUGAGUCGAGGAGAGAGGUGAAAAAAGAGGAAGGUGAAGCUUUCGCCAGAGAACACGGCCUCAUAUUUAUGGAGACCUCAGCCAAGACUGCCUCUAAUGUAGAGGAGGCUUUCAUCAACACAGCCAAGGAGAUCUAUGAGAAGAUCCAGGAGGGCGUGUUUGAUAUCAACAACGAGGCUAAUGGUAUUAAGAUUGGACCCCAGCAUCCCACCACCAACUCCACACUGUCCAGUAGCCAGGGAGGCCAACAUGCCGGAGGCGGCUGCUGCUGAAGUCCCACAACACACCGCCUCCUCCAGCCCUAGCCCUUYUUCCUCCUCCUUCUCCWYCUUUUCCUCCUCCUCACCCUCUCCAACCCUCCRUCGCGUUUCUACAGAACUGUCCAGGCCCACUAACAGUUUAACUUCUCUCUSUCUACCGCUUCAUCCAUCCAUCCAUCUGUGCAUCCUGAGUGUCUUAAGCAUCCUUGUAUGAGGACAGAGUCAGCUUCACCUGCAGAUUUACACAUUCAUUUCAGAUGUUUUGUGCUUUUUUUUGGUCGGAUACAAAGAAUUUUAGGCAUUCGAGUAAAAACACGAACCUAUGGCAGAGAUUUAAUUCACAAGUUUCCUCUCGAUUCACGUGGAUGUUGGUAUAUUGCAGGAACUGAAACUGACAAAGAGCUGCCAUUGGCUGCUUUGAGCUGACUUUGUUAGAACUGAGCAGUCAGAAAAAAGAAAAGGAAAAAAAAAUAAAACAGGCACCAUGUUGUGUCUAUACACACAACCUUACGCAUUUUUAAAAGCAAGACAUGAUGGCAGGACAUGUUUCUGCAUGCUGAGUCAGAUUUCAUGCUGCGCCUGUGAGUAUAGGGACAGCACAAAUAUUCCAGGAUGUUGGUUUGUGAUGUGUGGGAGGUGUUUGAGUCGCUCUGUAUUAUUUGUAUAAAAAAAAGAGAAAAAGAAAGAUGCAAAUCAUGUCAUUUUUGUCCAUGCUUUCCCCUCAUUAUCUUUGUCAUGUUACUUUGUAGACCUGCGGUCUUUGUGUCCUCUYUGUCAGCUCACACAUGUUUUUUUUUGUUUUGUUUUGUUUUUUUGUAUUUCAUAAACACUACAAAACAAAAACUUUUGGAUAAAGUGUUUUGAAACGCCUGGGUAGAGAAUAAAAGACCAAACUGUUGAGUGUGAACAUCGAUCCUUUUGGAACAGCAGAAAAGUCGAGCGGGAAAGUUUAAAAAAGAAAAACGUUAAGGGUUGUCGAGCGAUGGCUCRAGACAAAAAAGAAAAACGAAUGGGGGGAAAAAGAAAUUGACUUUUUUUUUUUAUAUAUGUAUUUAUCGGGCGCAUUUCUGUGUAUAUAUGGCUCUUUAGGUUUCCGUAGCCGUGUUGGCUGUUUCAGAUGAAGCGUGGCAUGUUGUGGUCUAGUUAAAAGUCUUAGCCAGGAUCGUAGAAAGAYGCUGCUCAGGACCGUCAAAGCGGCUUUUUACCAUUUCGAACUGUUCUCAUUUAAACCCGAAGGAGCUCGGCCGCCCUGGUACAUUGGGGUUGGAAGUGCCCUUUCUUUUUAAAUGACAAGAAUGAAUGAUAACAGGCUGUUAACAGGACCGAGCAAAGGUAUUCCGAGUCCCUCAUGGGGGGACUUUGACUCGGGUCUGAAAAUGUCAAGAGCAUCUCCCUUAUAAGCGAGCUAAGAUCUCCACCCUGAAUUAGCUGCCAGAUGUGUAGCGUGUGCUGUUUAGAGCUUGAUCGAUCACUGCUGCAAUGUUCUCUUUUUGUUUUGUUUUAUUUUCCUGCUUCAAAAUCAAAAAUGUAAUCAGCCCCGUUUUCUGCUUCUACAGCCAYUCAUUGUCGCUCCAUUCCCCCUUUUUCACAUUCUCGCACUUUUUUUUUUUCUUUCACAGACUGUGCAGUACCUACUUUGAAUGCCAAAA